Molecule: messenger RNA, 6840 nt
Organism: Poecilia latipinna (sailfin molly)
Lineage: Eukaryota; Metazoa; Chordata; Actinopteri; Cyprinodontiformes; Poeciliidae
Gene: dock1
Product: dedicator of cytokinesis 1
Exons: 53
Coding region: 212-5884 (1890 amino acids)
Biological process (GO): cell migration; myoblast fusion; small GTPase-mediated signal transduction
Cellular component (GO): cytoplasm; plasma membrane
Molecular function (GO): guanyl-nucleotide exchange factor activity; small GTPase binding
Source: RefSeq, a predicted model, not a curated record
ACCGAGUGAAAAAGUUGUGUUCCUUUCCUCCCCCUUGCGGAGCGUCCUGUCACUGUUGGAAAAUGGCUGCUCGGAGCAGCUCCCCAAAGCUCAGAGAAAACUGAGGGGGAGAAAAAGUCUGUUUUGAAGUCAAAAACAAACGCUCGUUUUGACGCUUUCUAAACCGGCGACACAGGACAAAACUCGAGGAAGCCAAGCCUCGACUCCGAGGAUGUCUCGCUGGGUGCCCUCAAAGAAGGAAAAGUAUGGAGUUGCAAUCUAUAACUACGAUGCCCGGGGAGAAGAGGAGCUGUCACUGCAGAUCGGAGACACGGUGCACAUACUUGAGACACAUGAAGCCUGGUACAGAGGAUACAGGCUGAGGAGAAAAUCAAAAAAGGGCAUAUUUCCUGCUUGCUACAUCCACCUAAAGGAUGCCACAGUCGAAGGCAGUGGGCAAAAGGAGACUGUUAUUCCCACUGAGCUGCCUCUGGUUCAGGAGGUUACAACAACGCUGCGGGAGUGGGCUACAAUAUGGAGGGACUUGUAUGUGGGGGACAAGCGCGAGAUGUUCAACUGUGUCCGAGACAUGAUCUACGACCUCAUCGAAUGGCGGUCACAGAUCCUGUCUGGCACCCUCCCGCAGGACGAGCUCACUGAGCUCAAACAGAAGGUCACCUCCAAGAUAGACUACGGCAACAAAUACUUGGAUCUUGAUCUGGUGGUCAGAGACAAAGAUGGAAACAUUCUGGACCCGGAGCUCACCAGCACCGUCAGCCUAUUCAGAGAACACGAGGCGGCCUCCAAACAAAUUGAGGACCGGAUCCAAGAGGAGAAGUCUCAGAAGCAGAAUAUUGAUCUCACGAGGCAAGCGAAGUUCGCCUCCACUCCGGCAUUCGCCCUCUUUGUGACUCUGAAGAAUGUGGUGUGUAAGAUUGGUGAGGAUGCAGAGGUGCUCAUGUCCCUGUAUGAUCCAGUGGAGUCAAAGUUUAUCAGUGAGAACUACCUGGUGAAAUGGUCGAGCUCCGGCCUGGUGAAAGACAUCGACCAGCUUCAUAACCUGCGGGCGGUUUUUACGGACUUGGGCAGUGAAGAUUUAAAGAGAGAGAAGAUCAGCUUUGUGUGUCAGAUUGUCAGAGUGGGACGUAUGGAGCUGCGGGACAACAACACCAAGAAGCUGACUUCAGGCCUGAGAAGACCCUUUGGAGUAGCAGUAAUGGAUGUUACAGACAUCAUAACAGGCAAAAUGGACGACGAGGACAAGCAGCACUUCAUCCCAUUCCAGCCGCUGGCGUUGGAUGAUGCCAUUCGCCACAAGCAGCUGAACAUCUCCCGUUUUUCACCCAGGGUGGCAGGGGAGAACGACUUCCUGCAGACAGUCAUCAACAAAGUUAUCACCGCCAAAGAAGUCAAUCACAAAGGCCAAGGUCUUUGGGUGACUCUGAAGCUACUUCCAGGAGACAUCCAUCAGAUAAGGAAGGACUUCCCUCACCUGGUGGAUCGAUCGACGGCUGUGGCUCGAAAGAUGGGCUUCCCCGAGAUAAUCAUGCCAGGUGACGUCCGAAACGACAUCUACGUGACUCUGGUUCAGGGGGAUUUCGACAAGGGGAGUAAGACGACACCCAAAAACGUCGAGGUGACCAUGUCCGUUUACGAUGAAGACGGCAAAAAACUGGAGAAUGUGAUCUUUCCCGGCGCUGGAGAUGAAGGGAUCAAUGAGUACAAGUCUGUCGUCUACUACCAAGUAAAGCAGCCGAGGUGGUUUGAAACGAUAAAGGUUGCGAUCCCCAUCGAAGACGUAAACCGAAGCCAUCUGCGGUUCACCUUCCGCCAUCGCUCAUCGCAGGAUUCCAAAGAUAAAUCAGAGAAAAUCUUUGCCUUGUCUUUCGUUAAACUCAUGCGGUAUGAUGGGACCACUCUGAGGGAUGGAGAGCAUGAUCUCAUUGUGUACAAGGCAGAAGCUAAGAAGCUGGAGGAUUCCAACGUUUACCUAACCCUUCCCUCCACUAAGCUGGAGCUGGAGGAGAAAGGUUACGCCACCACUGGCAAAAACUCCCAGAACCUCGGGACCUGCACCAUCAGCAAGGACUCCUUCCAGAUCGCCACCCUGGUCUGCUCCACCAAACUGACUCAGAACGUCGACCUGCUCGGCCUGCUGAAGUGGCGCUCCAACACCAGCCUCCUGCAGCAGAACCUCUGUCAGCUGAUGAAGGUGGACGGCGGUGAAGUCGUGAAGUUUCUGCAAGACACUCUGGAUGCUCUCUUCAACAUAAUGAUGGAAAACUCUGACAGUGACACUUUUGAUACAUUGGUGUUUGAUGCCUUGGUGUUCAUAAUUGGACUUAUAGCAGACAGAAAGUUCCAGCACUUUAACCCCGUUCUUGAAACCUACAUUCGCAAGCAUUUCAGUGCCACACUGGCUUACACGAAAUUGACCAAAGUUCUGAAGAACUACGUGGAGAACGCUGAGAAGCUGACAGAACAGCUGCUGAUGGCCAUGAAGGCUCUGGAAUACAUCUUCAAGUUCAUUGUGCGCUCCAGAGUUCUCUUCAACCAGCUCUACGAGAACAAAGACGAGGCCGAAUUCAUGGACUCCUUGAGGAGCCUCUUCACAUCCUUUAACGACAUGAUGAACAGCAGCUCAGAGAACACUGGCAUGGUGAAGCUGCUGCUUAAGGGUGCUGCCUUAAAGUACAUCCCAACCAUCGUCAAUGAUGUCAAGCUGGUCUUUGACCCCAAGGAACUGAGCAAGCUGUUCACAGAGUUCAUCCUGAAGGUCCCCCAGGGUCGUCUGGUGAAACAGAAGCUCGACUGUCUGAUUGACAUCGUCCACAGCGAUCUCUUUACUCAUCACGACUGCCGCGAGAUCCUCCUACCGCUGAUGACGGAACAGCUGAAGUCCCACCUGGAGAAGCAGGAGGAGCCGAAGGCCUGCUGCCAGCUGCUCAGUGACAUCAUGGAGGUGCUUUACAGGAAGGACGUGGGUCCCACUCAGUGGCAUGUUCAAGUUAUCAUGGAGAAGCUGCUGAGGACAAUAAACAGGACAGUCAUCUCCAUGGGCCGGGAUUCUCCUCACAUCGGCAGCUUUGUGGCCUGCAUGACUGCCAUCCUGAGACAGAUGGAUGACUAUCAUUACAGUCAUCUGAUCAACACUUUUGGCAAGAUAAGAAGUGACGUGGUGGAUUUCCUUAUGGAAACAUUUAUCAUGUUUAAAAAUCUCAUCGGGAAAAACGUCUACCCCUCGGACUGGAUCAUAAUGAACAUGAUGCAAAACAAGGUUUUCCUUCGGGCUAUUAGCCAGUACGCAGAUGUGUUGAGCAAGAAAUUUCUGGAUCAAGCCAACUUUGAGCUACAGCUGUGGAACAACUACUUCCACUUGGCCGUGGCCUUCCUCACCCAGGAGUCGCUGCAGCUGGAAAACUUCUCGAGCGACAAAAGAACCAAGAUCUUCCACAAGUACCAAGACAUGAGGCGACAGAUCGGCUUUGAAAUCAGGGACAUGUGGUACAAUUUAGGCCCCCACAAGAUAAAGUUCAUCCCUGAGAUGGUGGGUCCAGUUCUGGAGAUGACCCUUGUUCCCGAGAUCGAGCUGCGAAAGGCCACCAUCCCCAUCUUCUUUGACAUGAUGCAGUGCGAGUUUCACUUCACAUGUGGCUUCCAACGGUUUGAGAACGAGAUCAUCACCAAGCUGGAUCACGAGGUGGAAGGGGGCCGAGGAGACGAGCAGUACAAAGUUCUCUUUCAGAAAAUUUUGUUGGAGCACUGCAGGAAGCACAAAUACCUGUCCAGGACGGGAGAAAUCUUUGUCUCUCUGGUGGUGCGACUCCUGGAAAGGCUGCUGGACUACAGGACCAUCAUGCAUGACGAGAACAAGGAAAACCGCAUGAGCUGCACCGUCAAUGUUCUAAACUUUUAUAAGGAGAUAGACAGAGAGGAGAUGUACAUCAGGUACCUGUAUAAGCUGUGCGACCUCCACAGAGAGUGCGACAACUACACAGAAGCUGCCUACACCCUGCUGCUGCACGCAAAACUGCUCAAGUGGUCGGACGAGCAAUGCGCGGCCCACCUGACCCAGAGGGAAGGUUACCAGGCCACAACUCAAGGACAGCUUAAGGACCAGCUCUAUCAGGAGAUUAUUAAUUACUUCGAUAAGGGCAAGAUGUGGGAAGAGGCGAUUGUGUUGAGCAAAGAACUGGCUGAACAGUAUGAGAAUGAAAUGUUUGACUUUGAGCAGCUUAGUGCAUCCUUGCGGAAGCAAGCUCAGUUCUAUGAGAAUAUAGUGAAGGUCAUCCGGCCCAAACCGGACUACUUCGCUGUGGGCUACUACGGAAUGGGGUUCCCGUCCUUUCUGCGGAACAAAAUGUUCAUGUACCGUGGGAAGGAGUACGAGCGCAGGGAGGAUUUUGAAGCACGGCUGCUCACACAGUUUCCCAACGCAGAGAAGAUGAAGACCACCACGCCGCCCAGCGAGGACACAAAAAACUCCUUUGGACAAUACAUUCAGUGUUUCAAAGUGAAGCCCAUUCUCAACCUUCCGGCCAAGUUUCAAAACAAGCCUGUGUCGGAACAAAUUGUCAGCUUCUACACAGUAAAUGAAGUCCAUAAAUUCCAGUAUUCCAGGCCGGUGAGGAAGGGAGAAAAGGACCCCGACAAUGAAUUUGCGAACAUGUGGCUUGAGAGGACCACGUACACGACCGGAUACAAGCUUCCCGGCAUCCUGCGCUGGUUUGAAGUCAAAUCGGUCUCCACGGAAGAGAUCAGCCCUCUGGAGAACGCCUUGGAAACGAUGCAGCUGGCCAAUGAGAAGAUCAGCAGCAUGGUGCAGAGGCACCUCAGUGAUCCCAAUCUUCCCAUCAACCCUCUCUCCAUGUUGUUGAAUGGGAUUGUGGACCCUGCUGUCAUGGGAGGUUUUGCUAACUAUGAGAAGGCCUUCUUUAACGACAAGUACAUGCAGGAGCACCCAGAGGACCACGAGAAGAUGGAAAAACUGAAAGACCUCAUAGCCUGGCAGAUCCCACAUCUCGCUGAAGGUGUUCGUAUUCAUGGUGAGAAGGUUACCGAGGCGCUGAGGCCCUUCCACGAUCGCAUGGAGGCUUGCUUCAAACAGCUGCGAGAGAAGGUGGAGAAACAGUAUGGUGUUAGGAGUCUGCCGUCAGGUGACGAGCGACGCGGCCCUCGUCCUCCCUCCAUGGUGCGCUCCUUCACCAUGCCCUCCUCCCAGAGGCCGCUGUCCGUCGCUUCAGUCACCUCUAUUUCCUCUGACAACUCCCCGUCCAGGCCUGGAUCUGAUGGCUUUGCCUUGGAGCCCCUUCUACCAAAGAAGCUGCACACAAAGUCUCAGGACAAAUUGGACCGGGACGAACCAGAAAGGGACCGCAAAGAGAGGAAGAAGGAGAAGAGGAACAGCAAGCACCAAGAGAUUUUCGAUAAAGAACUCAAGACAGCAGACAUUCAACUGCAGCAACCCGAAGCUGUCAUACUCUCAGAGACGAUCAGCCCCCUGCGGCCUCAGAGACCAAAGAGUCAAGUUCUCAACCAGAUGGCUGGCGAUCGCCGUCUUUCUGUCUCACCGGGACCUCCUUCUUCCAACUCCUUACCUGGCCCCCCACCCAUUACACCGAGGAACAAAUCCACCUUUAGCCUGAACGCUGUUUCAAGUCUGGAGCUGAACGGGAUGGGCUGCAACGACAAGGGGGAGGCCCCUCCUCCCCUGCCGUUGAAAAGCAGCACAGGAGAUUACGGCAACCUGCUAGAUAAUCAAGACUUGACGAGUCCCUCGACUCCUCCCCCGCCCCCACCGCAUCAAAGACACAUUCCACCUCCUCUUCCUAGCAAGACCCCCCCGCCUCCUCCUCCCAAGACCACCAGGAAACAGGCCUCCAUCGAUUCAGGAAUCGUACAGUAAACAAAGACACUGACAGAAAGACCAAACAGCACACUGACAACAAAACAAAAACAUCAACAGUAAACGUUCCCACGGAAAAAGAGAAAGGGAAAAAGAAGGUUGCUUUCACCCACACAUCCCUCGCUCCCCGUCCCAGCUUGACAAGAUGAAUACCUCACCGCCGCCCGCCCCCUCUUAUCGUCCUUAAGUCUCUCCUUUAGUCUUUCCGUCUCCUGUUUGAUGCCGUCUCCAGCAGGGAGCGCGUUUCACAGAUGAAUAGUCACUGAACUUGUAGAUGCAGUCUACAACCGCCACUUUGCCACUUUGCGCUUUUUUUUUUUUGUUUUUUUUGUUUUUUGUUUUUUUUUAUCUUGACAUGAGAUUGUGCUCAGACAAGAUAAGCUGGGACCAGCAGCUUCUCAACACUGACCCACUGUCAAUUGAAUGAGAGCAAAAAGUUCAUUAAAGCAUUAUUCCUGUCUCUGUUAUUCAUAUUCACCCCCACUAUGUACAGAGGUAUGUAUAUAUUAUGUUAUUUUAUUUCAGGUCUCUUUGUACGUUUUUUGAUCAUGUCAUUUUUUCUUUUUUUCUUUUUUUUUUUGUAUUAACGCAUCACUAGAUUAGUGGCAUUUAUAUAUGAAACAAGAAAAGGGCUUGUAGGUUUGGAUUGACAGGGAUUUUGAAGGAACCUAUCAUGAAUUUUAUCGGUAAAAUAUCUGGAGUGCACAUCCUGCUAACUCUUAUUCCAUAUAUUCGAGCAUCAUUGUUUAGACCAUGUCCCUGAUUGCUGUAACCUUGGAUUUCAAUAACACUGACUGUUUCCAGUUCACUACUGACAUGACUUCUGAAUAAACUUUCAAAUGUAUGUAUUUUUAAAAAGGAGAGAUGUCUUUCUCAUUAUCUGUGCCUACGUGGAGAGACGCCGAAAAUAGAUGUCUGCGCUUUCUGGAAGUAAAAAAAAAAAAAAAAAAAAAAAA